AUGGUGUGUGGAGCGAAUUGCUUAUGCCGCUGCAAAGCGUGCAACUGCCUCAAGGGCUAUGAAUGUGCUUGCUAUAACAACCCGAACUGGUGCGAAUGCAUGCAGUGCGGAAAGGGUGACGCCCACUGCAGAGAUAGCAACAAUAACCAGGCUUCCCAGGCUCUGCUGAAGGCUUCAGCAUCUGCGACUGAUCACUUGCUUGAUAGGGCACUACGUGCUGCAUGGAAAACUCCGGAUUUCAUGCCUGAGGAAACCGACUUUGCAGUCAAAUACGAGAAAAUCUUUGCGAAUCUCCAGGAGGCUUGUGCUGACCGAUUUCUCGCGGAAUUCGGCUAUGAGUUAGCUGGCGAACGAACCCAGCCUCCCCAGGGCACUCCAGGUCCGGUAUUUGAAUCCUUUAUCGGCUGCAACACUCCCUCUCCCGAGAACAUCAGCAACUAUAUCAAGCGAGCCAUCACCAAAGAUAUUCCGUUGCCGGAUUCGACCAAAGACGCGGCAACUGCUAGCCUGGUGUCUUUUAUCUCAUCCUCGCUUGUUCCAGGCAUGGAAGAUUUUGUCCUCAAUAAAUACGAACAGUCAUUCCCGGUACCCUCAGAACAAAAUGCAGAUGGUGUUCUCAAUGUUCAUGUAGUAACGGCGUAUUAUGAUAUGGAACUACCUGAGCAUGAACCAAAUCCGACAAGAUUCUUCUUCCUGUUCUUCUGCGGCUUAGGAGUCGUGGUUGAAAAUUGA
Uncinocarpus reesii 1704 is the source of this 732-nucleotide messenger RNA. RefSeq lists its product as uncharacterized. The transcript is spliced from 2 exons. The record is from RefSeq and is a predicted model, not a curated record. Bases 1 to 732 code for a protein of 243 amino acids. NCBI's taxonomy places the organism in Eukaryota, Fungi, Ascomycota, Eurotiomycetes, Onygenales, Onygenaceae.